This is a messenger RNA of Sphenostylis stenocarpa, 558 nucleotides long. The record is from the annotation of a GenBank genome assembly. Lineage: Eukaryota; Viridiplantae; Streptophyta; Magnoliopsida; Fabales; Fabaceae.
AUGUCGAAUAGUAAGGACUCUCAAAGAAUAAAAGGGCCAUGGAGUGCGGAAGAGGACCGGGUUCUGACUGGGCUUGUAGAGGCCCAUGGCCCUCGAAACUGGGCCCUCAUAAGCCGACACGUAAAGGGCCGGUCUGGGAAGUCGUGCAGGCUUCGGUGGUGCAACCAGUUGAGUCCCGCUGUGCAGCACCAACCCUUCACCACGCGUGAGGACGCGAUUAUCCUGCACGCACACGCGCGGUUUGGGAACAAGUGGGCUACCAUUGCGAGAAUGCUUCCGGGCCGGACCGAUAACGCCGUUAAGAACCACUGGAACGCCACGCUAAAGCGCAGGGCCUCCCAACGGCGUCGUGUUGGGGAUAAACUAGAAAACGAUCCAUUGACCGCGUUGACUCUGGCUCCGCCGGGUAGUGGUGGCGCAGGAGUGGAGCGGCGCGGAGUUUCGACGGCGGGGUUUUGGGAUGCGACGAGGGAUGUGGUUGCGAGGGAAGUGAGUGAAUACGUGUCUUCCUCGUUUUCCGACAACUUAGUCUCCAACGAAGAAUUAUCCAAAUAUUAA